This is a messenger RNA of Oldenlandia corymbosa var. corymbosa, 906 nucleotides long. The record is from the annotation of a GenBank genome assembly. Lineage: Eukaryota; Viridiplantae; Streptophyta; Magnoliopsida; Gentianales; Rubiaceae.
AUGGCAAAGAUUCAUCAUCUCUUUCUCCUCAAAACUUCUUUGGCAAUUGCAUUUCUACUAAAAGGUUUUUGUGAUGGAAAGGUGAUGAUGGAGUACAUUGGAGCCACAGGUGCCCCAGUAAGAUUUGAUAAUGUACCAAUUGAAGAUGGCAUAGAUUUCCAUUUCAUACUUGGAUUUGCAAUUGAUGCAGAUCCAUCAGGAAAUCCACAGAAUGGUACAUUUUCUCCAUAUUGGGUGUCAUCUUUAAGCCCUGAUUCUAUUGUAGCUAUAAAGGGUAGCCAUCCUAAUGUCAAAGUCAUGGCUAGCCUUUCUGGUUGGAGCCUUGGCAACACAGUCCUCAAAUGGUACAAUCCUGCCAAUGAGCAACUCUGGAUAUCAAAUGCAUUCGAUUCAAUCAAAUCCCUCGUCGAAACCUAUCAUCUCGAUGGAAUCGACGUCGAUUAUGAAGUGUUCAGAAAGACUAACUACAGCAGUGGGAGUUUUUCUUAUUGCAUUGGGGAACUCCUGAGCCUGUUGAAGAACCAGAGUGUCAUCUCUGUGGCUACUAUAGCACCAUUCUACAACACAGUGGCUCCUUACAUCGAACUUUUUCGAAACUAUGGAGAUGUUAUUGAUUAUGUAAAUCAUCAGUUUUACACUGAUAAAGUUAGAACACCACAGAGAUUCUUGAAUGACUUCAGACUCAGGGCACAACAGUUUGAUAAGGCCAAAGUUUUGCCUGCAUAUGAAGUGAAUGGCAGAGGAAUACAGGGGGAUAGGUUUUUUGAUGCUUUAAAGCUCAUUGAAGAAAAUGGAUUUGAAGUUAAUGGAGUCAUGAUUUGGUCAGCUGAUGCAUCUGUUAAUAAUCAGUAUUAUUAUGAAAGGAAGUCGCAGGCUUUCUUGCUCAAUUCUACUAGUAGCAUUUGA